Molecule: messenger RNA, 1431 nt
Organism: Penicillium chermesinum
Lineage: Eukaryota; Fungi; Ascomycota; Eurotiomycetes; Eurotiales; Aspergillaceae
Exons: 4
Coding region: 1-1431 (476 amino acids)
Source: RefSeq, a predicted model, not a curated record
AUGCACGAUCAAUCCCUGAUCUACAUGGCCGGGCUGAGGCGGAAGAGAGGGGAAGAUGUCAUCAUCUCCGCAAAGUCCUCAACCUUCUCAACAUACGAAGACUGCAACUUAGUCACGACAAACGGGAAAAAUCACGGUCGCGUCCGAAGACGGAGCUUCAAACCCCUCGCGACAUCAUCCCACUCGGAUCUGGCCUGCGGCAAGGCCCAGAACCACACUCUUACCCACUAUAAAACCCAUAUUUCCCGCGAUCUCAUCUUAUCUGAUGGAUUGAAAUCCCAGGCCUCUAAUGGCAGCAGCAGUAUGGUCGUUUUCGUCGACCUGGAGCACGAUGCCCUCACUGAUCACCCUGGGCCAACCCCCGUGAAGCCCUUCCCGCCUACGCUCAUGGUCGCACCCGCGACCGCUUCGGACUUCCCCUCCCUCCCCAACCUCAUCCAACGAGGACCAAGAUGCCAGCCGGACACAAGACGCCCCUUGCAAUCCAAACAGAAACGCCUUUUCCGCAGCCCUGAGCUGCUAUCCUACAUCGAGACCCUUACCGAAAUGCUCGACGGCAACGCCGUGCUCCCCUCCAGCGUGAAAUCCGUCCUCCAACUCCUCAGCCAAGGCAAUGGUGUGCCAGGCCGCAUGACCCGCGGCAAGGUCGCCCGAUGCGCCCGUGAUAUGGUUGCUGAGUGUCGGCGUUGCACGAAGAUCGUGUGUCGCAACUGCACCAUCAAACCACCCAACACCACGGCCAUGAAAGGCCGCGUGCGCCGGCUCUGCCGCACCUGCAACACCGCCCCUCUACAGCAGUACCUCACGCUCACCCCGCACGACCCCUCCUCCUCGCGCCCCCAGACAGACCUCCAUGCCGCCUCCCUGUCCCAAAGAAUCUGCACCUGCUCUGACGCCCUCUGGCUCUGCGUGCAGUGCGGCCAGACCCUCCGCUCCGCCGACACGACCUACCGGCGCGUCUGGGCCUGGCGCACGCGCUACAGCACCUACCUCGGCGGUGGGCUAGGCACGGGAAUCGGCGAGGGCUCGCAGGGCGUGAAGUGCGGGCGUGGCGAAUCCUGUCUCGCGGCACAGGAGAUCGAGCUCGAGGUGGAGUGUGAGGCGGACGAGGGGGCCAGCGAUAGUAGUAGCGUGGGGCAUAGUCCGCCAAGUCAUUCCGGGCAUGGAUAUGAGGGGAGUGUGGACGAUGGACAUGAUGACGAGGAGCCGGGGUAUUUUCGGCAGGAGAUCAUUGGACUUGGGGGAGUCGUGAAACAUAAGGCGAAGAAGAGGGUUAUGGUGGGUGCCUGUGUGGUGGAGUUUGAGGAUGAGCGGGAGACGGGGAAGUACCUUGUGCGAGAGGAGUGUGGUUCUGCGAGGGCGUGGUGUGGAUGGUGUAAUAGGGUUAUUCCGUCGUCGAGAGAUGAUUUGGGUGUGCUGAGGGGUGGAUAA